Podarcis muralis (Common wall lizard) is the source of this 838-nucleotide messenger RNA. Its product is annotated as anionic trypsin-like. Gene Ontology annotation, molecular function: serine-type endopeptidase activity. Lineage: Eukaryota; Metazoa; Chordata; Lepidosauria; Squamata; Lacertidae. Gene Ontology annotation, biological process: proteolysis. The record is from RefSeq and is a predicted model, not a curated record.
CCACUGAGAAGACAUCAUGAAACUCCUCUUGGUCAUUGCCUUCCUGGGAGCAGCAGUUGCUCGCCCCUUUGAUGAUGACGACAAGAUUGUGGGAGGAUACACUUGCGAGAAGAACUCCGUCCCCUACCAAGUAUCACUGAAUUCUGGGUACCACUUCUGCGGGGGUUCCCUCAUCAAUGAACAAUGGGUUGUCUCAGCUGCUCAUUGCUACAAAUCCCGCAUCGAAGUGAGGCUUGGAGAACACGACAUUAUGCAGGUGGAAGGAGGCGAGCAGUUCAUCAAUUCCGAAAAGGUCAUUCGCCAUCCAAAGUACAACUCUUGGCUCCUGGAUAACGACAUCAUGCUCAUCAAGCUGAGCUCCAAUGCUGAGAUUUCCUCACGCAUCACCCCCAUCACCUUGCCUAGCGGAUGCGCAGCUGCCGGAACUGAAUGCUUGAUCUCAGGGUGGGGCAACACUCUUAGCAGUGGAGUCAACUACCCUGACCUUCUCCAGUGCCUCAAUGCUCCCAUCCUCGGUGACGCCGAAUGCCGAGAUGCCUAUCCAGGGCAAAUCACUGACAACAUGAUCUGCGUCGGGUACUUGGAGGGCGGCAAAGACUCCUGCCAGGGGGAUUCCGGUGGCCCCGUGGUCUGCAAUGGCGAGCUCCAGGGCAUCGUUUCAUGGGGAAUGGGCUGCGCUCUCUCUGGCUACCCCGGAGUCUACACCAAGGUCUGCAACUAUAUUGACUGGAUCCAGGAAACCAUUGCUGCUAACUAAGACAGCAAUUCCUCCUCUAGUUUCAACAUACUAGCACCCUUUGCUUCUCAUGUAAUUCGUCUUAAUAAUAAUAUAAAAAAA